Aspergillus viridinutans is the source of this 738-nucleotide messenger RNA. Its product is annotated as Yae1 family protein. The record is from RefSeq and is a predicted model, not a curated record. The transcript is spliced from 2 exons. Bases 1 to 738 code for a protein of 245 amino acids. Lineage: Eukaryota; Fungi; Ascomycota; Eurotiomycetes; Eurotiales; Aspergillaceae.
AUGGAAAAAAAUAUACUUGACAGUCUCCUCGACCUGGAAGAGGAAUUCUACCAAGAGGGCUAUAAUUUGGGUGCAACCGAUGGUGCCCAGGCUGGUUACACUGAAGGAAGCGUAUUUGCCGUUGAAAAAGGCUUCGAAAAGUUUGUUGAAUUGGGAAGACUAUAUGGCAAAGCACUCGUCUGGGCCCAGAGACUCGCAGAUUCUGACUCCUCCCGGAAUUCGUCACAGCAGAGUGAUAAAACAGAUACCCGCAAGUCUCAGCCAUAUAAUGAGGAUGACCUUCUCUUAGAACCAUUCGUAUGCAAGGAGAUGCUGCCUCUUCCCGCCAGUUCACGGCUGGCCAAAAACCUUGAGAUUCUACUCGAAUUAGUUGACCCAGCGUCGUUGCCUAUGGAGAACACGGAAGAAGCUGUCACAGAUGUUGAUGAGCGUCUUAAGGGCGCUACAAUCAAGGCUAAGCUUAUCCAGCGAGCGCUUGGAGAACGGGAGGACGCUUCAGACAUCCAUCCUGACGUCAAGGAUGCCCAGGUAGCCGGUGAUGGAACAGGGAGCAUUGAGGACAUUAGCUCACUGAACCGCUGUGGUGUUUUCUCCAGCAGCACUAUGGAGUCCUGUCUCCUAAUCGGACUUUCUCCGACCGGAUGGCAGCCGACCCCCGGCGAUCUACCUGGGCCCUGGCUCUCGGUCUUCAACCCUGGAAUGCGAGCCUCAUCGGAUGUUACCAAUGACGAUGGCUAA